AUGCCCGUUAUGACCGAUACAGGGAACCGAGUCCGAAUAUUCGAUACGACGAUGCGCGACGGCGAACAGUCGCCGGGCGCGUCGAUGAAUCUGGAAGAGAAGCUCCGGAUCGCCGAGACCCUCGAGGAGAUGAGGGUCGACGUGAUCGAGGCGGGCUUCCCCAUCGCGUCGAACGGCGAUUUCGAAGCGGUGCGCGAGGUUGCCAAAGGUGGUGACCGAGAGCACCGUCUGCGGCCUCGCCCGCGCAGGCCGGCGGGACAUCGACCGGGCGCCGAGGCGCUCGCGCCGGCAAGGUCCGGGCGCAUCCACACCUUCAUCUCGACCAGCCCGCUCCACAUGCGCGUCAAGCUGCAGAUGGAGCCCGAGGACGUCCAUGCGGCGGUGAUCGACAGCGUGAGCUACGCCCGCAAGUUCACCGACGAUGUCGAGUGGUCCUGCGAGGACGGCUCGCGCACCGAGCAUGACUUCCUGUGCCGCUGCGUCGAAUCGGCGAUCAAGGCGGGUGCGGGCACCAUCAACAUCCCCGACACGGUCGGCUACGCGGUGCCGGAGGAGUUCGCGGCGCUGAUCGAAAUGCUUUUCGAUCGGGUACCCAACAUCGACAAGGCGGUGCUCUCCGUCCAUUGCCACAACGAUCUUGGCCUCGCGGUCGCGAAUUCGCUGAGCGCCGUGCAGGCCGGCGCGCGGCAAGUGGAGUGCACCAUCAACGGGCUCGGCGAGCGCGCGGGCAACGCCGCGAUGGAAGAGAUCGUCAUGGCGAUCCGCACCCGCAACGACCUGCUCAGCUACGAGACCGGGGUGAAGACCGAGAACAUCAUGCAGGCGUCCCGCCUGGUCUCUGCGGUGACCGGCUUCGUCGUGCAGCCGAACAAGGCGAUCGUCGGCGCCAAUGCCUUCGCCCACGAAGCGGGGAUUCACCAGGACGGCGUCCUCAAGGACGCGCAGACCUACGAGAUCAUGACGCCCGAAUCCGUCGGUCUCGUGCAGUCCACGCUCGUCAUGGGCAAGCAUUCGGGCCGGCACGCCUUUCGCGAGAAGCUGCGGAACCUCGGCUAUACCGAGCUCGGCGACAACGCGCUUCAGGAAGCGUUCGUGCGUUUCAAGGACCUCGCCGACAAGAAGAAAGAACUCUUCGACGAGGACAUCAUCGCGCUCGUGGACACCGAGGUCGCGGGCGCGAACGACCGGAUCCGGUUCGGAUCCCUCUCGGUAUCCUGCGGAUCGUCAGGACCGCAGGAGGCGUCGCUCUCGCUCAGCGUCGACGGCGAGAAGAGCGAGGCGCGUGCCACGGGCAACGGCCCCGUGGAUGCGGCCUUCAACGCCAUCAAGGCGAUUUAUCCACACGAGGCCAGGCUACAGCUUUAUCAGGUCCACGCGGUGACUGAAGGGACCGAUGCGCAGGCCGAGGUAAGCGUGCGGCUGGAGGAGAACGGGAGAACCGUGAACGGGCACAGUGCACAUAUCGAUACCAUCGUGGCCUCGGUGUUGGCCUAUGUGCACGCGCUCAACAAGCUUCUGGUCAAGCGGCAGAAGACGGCCCCGGAGGCGUUGUCAGCGUGA
Messenger RNA from Geodia barretti, 1560 nucleotides. Lineage: Eukaryota; Metazoa; Porifera; Demospongiae; Tetractinellida; Geodiidae. The record is from the annotation of a GenBank genome assembly.